GCUCACUGGAACAGUCCCUCGAAACUCCACAAAUCACUUUAAAGCAUCACACGCGUAGAUAGGAGUGAGGAUGAAGGUGCGGCCAUGAGCUCCCAGGCUGGGGCCAGCGGAGAUUGUAGUGUGGAGAAGCUGGUGAGACCCCCGAUGCCAGGACGGAAAGUCCACAGAGUCACGAGACAAGUUAAGACGAGAGAACAGGAAGACAGAGGGGCACUCGUCAGAAGGACCAUCAGUAUCGAGACUAUUGGGAAUGCAUCAGGAGAAAGCAUGGCGAGUCUGUCCAGCUCCGAUGCGGAGGGAUCGAACAACGAGCCAAGAGGAAGCUCUGCCACCAACGUGAAACCACAAGCCUCUGUCCAAGCCAGAUCCACUCCAGCGACCCCUCUGAGACUCUUGUCAUCCAGGACACCUGCAGUGGACCCCCACAGCUGUCCUGGCAGAGACCCUGAUCCAUUCUGGCUGGAAGUGCAGAGGACAGGGUGGUCAUGUGAGGAGGAGGAGGAGGAGGAGGAUGAGGAGGAGGAGGCGGGGGCAAGUGGGGUGAUUGACGCGAUGAGCCCACCUUUGACCCCGACUCCACCGGCGUCGUUGGUCGGGGAGAGAAGGAUGAGUAGAAGAGAAAGAAAGAGGAUAAAAUGUCUGAGGAGGAGGCAGAGGAGGAAGGAGCGAUGGAGACAGAGUCAGCUGCAGAGUUCCACAGCAAACGUUAGCAGCAGCGACAGCGGCGACGACGACGAUGAGGAAGAAGUGCUGAGCGACAAAGAGGGUUACAUCUGCGCCGUGUGUCUGGACGUCUACUUCAGCCCGUACAUGUGUCAGCCCUGCAGGCACAUCUUCUGUGAGCCUUGUCUGAGAACGCUGGCCAAGAACUGUCCCGCCAACACCCCCUGCCCCCUCUGCAGGACCGCCAUUACGCACGUAUUCUUCCAGAAGGAGUUAAACAAUAUGGCGAGGACCUUCUUCCCAAAGGAAUACCUGUGUCGGAAGCAGAACUUCCAGAAGGCGAGUUGUGCAAAAUGGCCUCUUCCAAGCUGCAGGAAGCUCUUCAGAAUAUUUGGAGGUUUCAGGAGACCCUCCAGUCCCGGGGCGUGGCGUCAGUUCCCCCGCGGAGGAGCCUACCGCCUGGACGCUUUGGACUUUGACGACGACACCCCGGGGUGGCACUUUGACAUGGACAUGGUCAUCAUCUACAUCUACUCGGUCAACUGGAUCGUUGGCUUCUUCAUCUUCUGCAUUCUCUGUUACCUCUUUUUCCCCUCUUUUUGACAACAUGGGAUAAUUACUGAAGGAUGGCAAUUUGGGUGGAAUUGUGUGACCAUAGCAACGACAAUGUCAUACAACAGCAAACAUUAGGUACACCUGCACAAUUGAACUACAGUGCAUUCAAUACAAGAGCGUUAACAAAAAAUGUAUAAUGAUGCUUUUAAUGUGUGGAGAUUACGAGAAAUGGCCUGGCUGGUCCAUGGUAGACCACUAAAGCAGCAUGUUGUUAUCAUCAAUAUUAUUUUUACUUUAGCAUGUGCUAGCCUAUUGCUUACAAAUACUACCAUUAUUGCUUUAUUUGCGAUAUCUAGUGAUAAAUAAUCGAGGCCUCAGUGUGUGUGUGGCACACUCACUGGCUGUAUUGACGUUGGUGUUUCAUAAUAGCGCCUUCUUCUGCAUUAAAAUACAUUACAGUAGGAAGGGGAUUCAAAAGGCCCUAUUUGUUGUCAGUUUACCUAAGACAUGAAACAGGAAGAAUUGGGGUUGGUUGCACUACCUACUAUCCACAUGGCAAUAGAGUGUUGAACAUCUUACAAUGUGUCUUGUGGCAAUACCAAUUUUGACCACAGCGUAGAGUGGCGCUUUCCACCUUUUUCGGCAGACCGCAUUACAAAAUGAUUAACACGGGAGAUCCAACCAGAAUGAGGUCGUGUGAAUUUCUUCCCUAUUGUAUAUUUGACCUGCAAAAUUAAAUAUAUACAGUUCCGAAAUAUAACUUGCAUUUUCGAAUGAAAAGCUGUGCAAAAAGGAAUAUGUACCGCGCAACUCUGGUCACUAAGCCAAGUAGUAGAAAAGGAAAAGAAGAACACUUUGAAAUCUUUCCCUUUUUUUAGUUUUAUUUCAGAUCGAAGACAAAAAUGUACCUUUUUUUGCACGAGCCGUCUGUUUUGAGUCGAAAGAAAUGUUUCUGGUCGACACACACACAUCGAGGUAUUGAGGAACACAAUUGUCAUCCCUUAUGUUUGAUAAUGCAUCGAUGUUUCAGUAUCAUUCGACACACCACCAGUUACAUCCUUAUUGCUUUGCAACUGAAAUUGAAAAAAAAGUAUAUUUAAUAAAUAGUGUAAUUUGUAGAAAUAAUAAAUAAUAUAUAUACUGUAUUUUCUAGACUAUAAGCGCCCCCAGGUAUAUAAACCGCACACACUAAAUUUUAGAAGAAAAAAAUGUUUUUUCAUAUAUUAUCAAUCAAUCAAUCAAUCAAUGUUUAUUUAUAAAGCCCUAAAUCACAAAUGUCUCAAAGGGCUGCACAAGCCACAACGACAUCCUCGGUUCAGAGCCCACAUAAGGGCAAGGAAAAACUCACAACCCAGUGGGACGUCGAUGUGAAUGACUAAGAGAAACCUUGGAGAGGACCGCAGAUGUGGGUGACCUCUCGCCCUCUAGGGGAGACCGGAUGCAAUGGACGUCGAGUGGGCCUAGCAUAAUAUUGUGAAAGUCCAAUCCAUAGUGGAUCUAACAUAAUAGUGAGAGUCCAGUCCAUAGUGGGGCCAGCAGGAGGUCCACUCCGGGUCCCGAUUCUGGACAGCCAGCACUUCAUCCAUGGCCACCGGACCUGUGCCCCCCAGAGAGGAGAGAAAAGAAACGGCAGAUCAACUGGUCUAUAAAGGGGGUCUAUUUAAAGGCUAGAGCAGUGGUUCUUAACCUUGUUUGAGGUACCGAACCCCACCAGUUUCAUAUGUGCAUUCACCGAACACUUCUUUAGUGAAAAAUUAAACUUUUUUUUUUUUUUAAUUCAAGACAAAGUUAUAUGUUUUUUUACUGGUGCACAAAAUGAACGUUCAAAGAACAAAACCAACACAGUGCAUAAACUCACAACAAAUUACACACCUGCAAAUCAGAUGGAAAAUUAGAGGGAACAUUGUUUGGGCGUAUCCUUGGUACGCCGAUAGGGAGAAGUUUUUAUUUACAAGCUGAGUCGGGUGUGUCUAGACCUCCGCGGCGGAGGCUCCACCGAACCCCUGAGGCCGACUCACCGAACCCCUAGGGUUCGAUCGAACCCAGGUUAAGAACCACUGGGCUGGAGUAUACAAAUGAUUUUUAAGAUGGGACUUUAAUGCUUCUACUGAGGUAGCAUCCGUAACUGUUACCGGGAGGGCAUUCCAGAAUACUGGAGCCCGAAUAGAAAACGCUCGAUAGCCCGCAGACUUUUUUUGGGCUCUGGGAAUCACUAAUAAGCCGGAGUUCUUUGAACGCAGAUUCCUUGCCGGGACAUAUGGUACAAUAGUAUUUUAUACGAAAUGAAAUAUUUACGUAGAAAGAUUUUGUAAAUGUUUAUUUACAUACCUUAAAUGUUAAACGGUGCCUGUAACAAGGCAGUAAAACGGCUGAUCAAACAAACAAAACAUUCCAGUUGCGAUUGAUUGAAUGCCCUGAGAUUACAAUGACCUGGAUGAAUGACAACAUCCAGAGACAAACAAAACACAAGUCACUGAUAUCUUUCUUCAUUCUAUAUGCGACUGAUUUUCUAGUUUAUUAAUAAGGUCCAAUAUGACAAGCGGUAGAAAAUGGAUGGAUGGAUGUUUAUCAGGAUUCUUCUUCCUUGUACUCUGUGAACACUUUGAAUUUGAAUAGUUUCUUAAAGUGGAUAGUUUUAGUAGAUUGUUUGAUGUCUUUGCUUAAUCCAUUCCAUAAUUUAGCCUUUAGCAAAGAAAAAUCUUUAGAUUAGCCACAACAACAACAAGUUCAAACCUUGGAGAAAAAGUCAAUCAAUAAAUCAAUCAAUCAAAGUUUAUUUAUACAGUGUCACGACGAGGGGUUUUUCGCAACUUACUGCGAGGAUUGUUCUCCCGGGAUGCAAUCUGACUUGUCCGGACAAAGGUAGCAGGUAGGAACAUAUUUAUUAUUAAUCUAACUACACAGGACAAAAGACAGGAACUAAAACAAAAGGAAAGCGUGCCGAUUGCACGAGAGGCUAAGGAACAUAAAACGUAACGCAGGAAACAUACGCUAACAUUUAGACUGAACUAUGGAUAUAGAAAACAACUAACCAAACUAUGGCAUAGAACGAACAAGACUUACUGCGGCAUGAAUGAAGCAAUGGCAUGAAACGAGCAUGAAAAGAGCAAUGUCGCCAGGCUGACUAACUGGCAAAGACAGGCUUAAAUAAUAGUCUCUUAAUUAGAGCAGGUGCGUGACCCGAACACAUGAAGCAGGUGAAACUAAUAAGUCGCCAUGGUAACUAAACAAACAAGGGAGCGCAAACAGGAACUAAAAGAGUCCAAAACAAACGGAAAAUAACAAAAACAUAAUCCAGACCACAGAUCAUUACAUACAGCCCCUAAUCACAAGUGUCUCAAAGGGCUGCACAAGCUACAACGACAUCCUCAGCUCAGAUACGACACCAGGGCAAGAAAAAAACUCAACCCAUCGGGCGUAAUGAGAAACCUUGGACGGGACCACAGACCGGUGCAAUGGAUGUCGAGUGGAUACGGUUAAUAAUGUGAGAGUCCAGUCUAAAGUGGGGCAUGUAGACACGUCAGGGCGCAGGGACGUCGCCGACUGAUGCAUAAGGAGUGGUCCACUCCGGGUGCCGACUUCAUGCACAAGUCCAGUCCAUAGUGGGGCCAGCAGGGGAUCAUCUUAGACUUAGACUUAGACUUAGAAAAUCUUUAUUGUCCCCAAGGGGCAAUUUGGUUUGCAGCAGUAGUCAUUAAAAACAAGGUACAACAGUAAAAACAAGGUACAACAGUAAAAACAAGGUACAAAUACAUAAAAUACAUACAACAUACAAACCAUCAUGAAGGCAUUGAGCUAAAAACUAAAAACAUUUGUAAUACAAUAAAAACUAAUCUUGAGUGGAGACAGGUCAGCAGCGCAGAGACGUCCCCAACUGAGUAGUGGUCCACCCCGGAUCCCGACUUUGAACAGCUCGCAUCUCAGCUGUGGUCACCUAAUAACCUCUCCACGCAGGAGAGGGGGGUCAGAGCAGAAAAGAGAGACGGCAGAUCAACUGGUCUAAAAGGGGCCUAUUUAAAGGCUAGGGUGCAUAAAUUGGUUUUAAGAUGGGACUUAAUUGCUUCUACUGAGGUAGCAUCUCUAACUGUUACCGGGAGGGCAUUUCAUAGUACUGGAGCCCGAAUAGAAAACGCUCUAUAGCCCGCAGACUUUUUUGGGACUCUGGGAAUCACUAAUAAACAUGAGUUCUUAGAACGUAGAUUUCUGGUCAGGACAUAUGGUACAAUACAAUCAGCAAGACAGGAUGGAGCUAGACCCUUUUAGUAUUGUAUAUGUAAGUAGUAAAACCUUAAAGUUGCAACUUAAGUGCACAGGAAGCCAGUGCAGGUGAGCCAGUAUAGGCGUUGUACGGUCAAACUUUCUUGUUCCAACUCAAAUCUGUUAAUGCUAGAAAAUAAUACAUUACAGUACACUGCAAAAACUGAAAUCUAAGUAAGAUUAAAUAUCUUAAAUAAGGGUGAUAUUUGAUUAUUUUCUGUCUAAGAUAAUUCUUCUCACUAAGCAGAUUUUAUGUUAGAGUGUUUUACUUGUUUUAAGUGUUUUGGUCCUAAAUGAUCUCAGUAAGAUAUUACAGCUUGUAGCUGAGAUGUUAUGACCUAUAUUGAGGAAAACAUGCUUGAAACUAGAAUAUCAACUGUUGCAAAGCUGUGCCAUCAACACUCACAAGUAUAAAACUACUUUUUAAAAGUAAUAAUUUCUUAUUUCAAGCAUGAAAAAAAAAAGAAUGACUUUGACACAAUUGUGUCUCAUAAUUAAAACGGAUGACAGCCAAAUUGACUUUGCUGUUUUAUUUUCAAUGAAACAAUAGAAAAUAUGUACUCAUAUAGUAGUACAGUUGGCACAGUACAGCAAACUGACAGUUAAUAUUUAAACAUUUAACAUGUGACAUUUCAAACAAUUUUGAACAGAAAUAGUUCAUUAAGGAAAUUCCUCAAAAUUACAAUUAAAAACAUUUUGGCCGGGGGCCGGGCUGUAUAUAUGCGCACUAAUUGACUGAAAGAGGACGCACUUGGCGCGAUGAUGUCAUGUUAUCGAUGGAAAAAUGCAUUUUUAGACCAUAUGACUUGCCUGAGCGGCUUGGAGACCCCGAGAGUAACAAGCGGUUGUCUUGUUGCCUUUCCAUUAAGAACAAUAAACUAGUUUUUAAUAUAAGUUUGCUGGUUUCAAAAAAUGCAAUGCCGAGCGCAUAUCAUUAUGUCAAGAUAAUGGCACUAGCAUUUACUUCAUUUAAGAAUAUUUUUCAACAUAUUGAGAAAAAGUAUUUUUUUUUUUUCUACCAAUAAAAGUGCACUUGUUAUUAGUGAGAAUAUACUUAUUUUAAGGUAUUUUUGGGUUCAUUGAGGUUAGCUAAUUUUACUUGUUUUGGAAAGUCUUGACAAGCCAAAUUUUCCUGUUCUAUCGGGAGAUAAUUUUGCUUAGUUCAAGUAAAAUACCUCUAAUUUUUGUAUUUUUUUUCUUGUUUUUGAACACUGACUUUUUGCAGUGUAAUUGAGACGAGACGUAACGAACGCAUGAAUAAUGAUCUCAACGUGGUUGGUGGACCAUAAAUGGGACACAUUUUAGCGAUAUUACCGAGGUGAAAGAAGGCUGUCUUAGUAACACUCUUGAAAGUAGCGGUUUAUAGUCGAGAAAAUAUGUUACUUUUAAUAUUUGAUACUUUUAUGACAUGUACGUGGUUGUGGAAGUCGCUCACCAGCCAUUCCACUGGUAGACACAGCACCGGAGCCAAGCUUGCAGUUUUUACCCAGGUUUUAAUGUACAUAGAUUUUUAUCACCAGUUUUCCCUCCAGCAGGACACAACUUUUCAGCCACGUCCGUAUCCUCUCCCCCCUCCUGCUCCCGGCCGCUUACUGUUAAAGACAACAGAUAAUUAGAUUAACACGUACCACCAGUGAAAUCUAAUCACCUGCCAGCUGUGUCUCGCCGUCAGCACAUGCCCCACCUCUAUCCGAUGGUGCUCGUCCUCAGCACCAUAGACAGAGGCGGUGACCUUUGCUCCUGCAGGCGCGCUGGCCACACCUCCCUCCACAGUGCUGUUUUCUUAUUUUACUAUAAUUACACGUUUACAUUUUUAUUAUUUAUUGUCCUAGCAUUCACAAAUAAUUGAGGGGUGUAAAAUUGCACGGCAUGAUGCUGAGAGCUGUUUGUAUACUAUUGCCUGCAGGUGUACCUAAUGACGUGUCCAUUGUGUGAUGCACAACAUAAACACACUCAAAAAAAAAUUAUUUUAAGCAUUGUGCUUAUAGGACAUAGUGCUUCAUUAAAGUAUUUCAGCCCUUUGGGGUGUGCACUGCAUGUGUUGUCCUGCUGCAAUUGUACCUAAGACCAGUAGGAACUAAAUCGAGAAGGAUGAGGAAGAUGUGUGUGUGAGAUGUUGCUUGGAUGGCAACAUAUGUUGCUCCAAAACCUGUAUGUAUACCUUUCAGCAUUAAUGGUGCCUUCACAGAUGUGUAAGUUACUCAUGCCUUGGGCACUAAUACACCCCCAUACCAUCACACAUGCUGGCUUUUGAACUGUGCGCGUAUAACAAUCCGAAUGGUUCUUUUCCUCUUUGGUCUGGAGGACAAGACGUCCACAAUUUCCAAAAACAAUUUGAAAUUUGGACUCGUCAGACCACAGAACACUUUUACACUUUGCAUCAGUCCAUUUUAGAUGAGCUCGGGCCCAGCAAAGCCAGCGGCGUUUCCAGGAGUUUUAACUUGCACUUACAGCUAGAGCGACGAACUGUAGUUACUGACAGUGGUUUUCUGAAGUGUUCCUGAGCCCAUGUGGUGAUAUCCUUUACACACUGAUGUCGCUUUUUGAUGCAGUACCACCUGAGAGAUGGGAGGUCAAGGCCUUGCCGUUUACAUACAGUAAUUUCUACAGAUUUCUGAACCUUUUGAUGAUAAUAUGAACCGUAGAUAGCAAAAUCCCAAAAUUCCUUGCAAUAGCUCGUUGAGAAAUGUUGUUCUUAAACUGUUCGACAAUUUGCUCACGCAUUUGUUCACAAAGUGGUGACCCUCGCCCCAUCCUUGUUUGUGAAUGA
Nerophis lumbriciformis (worm pipefish) is the source of this 8245-nucleotide messenger RNA. It is a transcript of the gene rnf180a, whose product is annotated as ring finger protein 180a. Lineage: Eukaryota; Metazoa; Chordata; Actinopteri; Syngnathiformes; Syngnathidae. The record is from RefSeq and is a predicted model, not a curated record. Gene Ontology annotation, cellular component: endoplasmic reticulum membrane. Gene Ontology annotation, biological process: positive regulation of proteasomal ubiquitin-dependent protein catabolic process; protein polyubiquitination; serotonin metabolic process. Gene Ontology annotation, molecular function: metal ion binding; ubiquitin protein ligase activity; ubiquitin conjugating enzyme binding.